Messenger RNA from Cadophora gregata, 1728 nucleotides. RefSeq lists its product as uncharacterized. Gene Ontology annotation, cellular component: fungal-type vacuole membrane. Lineage: Eukaryota; Fungi; Ascomycota; Leotiomycetes; Helotiales; Ploettnerulaceae. Gene Ontology annotation, molecular function: basic amino acid transmembrane transporter activity. Gene Ontology annotation, biological process: transmembrane transport; basic amino acid transport. The transcript has 5 exons. The record is from RefSeq and is a predicted model, not a curated record. Bases 1 to 1728 code for a protein of 575 amino acids.
AUGGCAAUGGCAGACUAUUCCCCAGAUCCGGAACGAGAUGCCAAGCCACGUCAAGAAUCGAGCAGCAGCACGCGAUCACAUUUCGACUCUUCAUCGGACUCUUCGGAAUCAAUUGAAACAUAUUCAGAGCGUACAUCACUACUGUAUGCACACGGUCCGGAUUAUAAGAGCACAGAAACGAACUCUGGUGAAGGAGAGUCGAGGUAUCGAGAUGAUGAUGACGAUGGAGGAGAAGUGGGUGACCAGCCGAAGGGAAAGAGUGUGUUCGCUAUCAUUGCAUUAUUGAUGAUUGGUGUGUUCAUGUCCAACGCAGACGGCAGUCUUGUCAUGGCAACUUACGGCACCAUCUCCUCCGAAUUUGGAGCAUUAGCAGAAGCUAGUUGGUUGACGACCAGUUAUUCGCUAGCUAGUUGUGCCGUCCAGCCCAUCACGGGCAAAUUGUGUGAUAUUUAUGGAAGGAAAAGUGUGUUGUUGGUUAGUUAUGUGCUGUUUGCCGUGGGGAGUGUGGUCUGCGGAAUCGGACAAUCAAUGUCGCAAGUCAUUUCCGGGAGAGUAAUAGCUGGUCUCGGAGCAGCAGGCAUGACGGUCAUCGUCUCCAUCUUGAUUACUGACCUCGUCCCCUUAAUCCAGGUCGCCUCGUGGCGAAGCUAUGUCAAUGUCGUCGCCACAAUCGGCCGAAGCAUAGGCGGUCCUCUGGGCGGUUUCCUAGCAGACACUGUCGGAUGGCGCUGGUCCUUCAUCGGACAAGGUCCAAUCAUCACCUUUGCUAUCAUUCUGAUCACUCUACGUCUCCCAUCUCACACCUCGCCAGCUGUUCGGCCUCCCGCACAAUCCAAAGCCAACACCCAAGGGCAACGCCAGCCUUCUAAACUCCACCGCGUAGAUUUUGUAGGAGCGCUUCUCCUCGCUUCAACGAUCGUGUCUCUGCUUGGGGCAUUAUCUCUUGGUGGUGAAGAACUACCAUGGAGUCAUCCCAUCGUGGUAGGGCUCGGAGCCGCUUCUGCUGUUUUGGGGGUACUGUUUGUGGUGUUCGAGGUGUAUGGUGCGCUGGAGCCAGUUUUUCCACCAAGUUUGAUCGUAAAGAGGGAUGUGGCGACGGCGUAUGGGAUUAUUCUUUUACAGGCAGCUGCGCAACUAGCUAUGAUGUUCUCCAUCCCCCUCUACUUUCGCACCACCCAAAACAGCAGCAACACCACCGCCGGCUCGCACCUCUUCCCAGCAGUCCUCGGCAACACCGCCGGCGGGCUCCUCUCCGGCCUCUACAUCUCCCGCACAGGACACUACAAAUCCCUCUCCCUACUCGCCGCGCUCUCCUCCUCGCUUUGCUACCUCAUUCUCAUCAUCCGCUGGAAGGGCGAGACGGGUUGGUGGGAGAGUUUAGAGAUUAUCCCUGGUGGAUUUGGAACGGGGAUUGCGUUUAGUGCGACGUUUAUUGGCUUGACGGCCGGGGUGGAGAAGAGUGAGAUGGCGGUUGCGACGAGUGGGUUGUAUUUGUGUAGUGGGUUGGGGAUGGUGGUUGGUGUGGCGGGGGCGAGUGCGGUGCAGGUUGCGAGUUUGAGGGCGUUGUUGGUGGAGGCGUUGAGGGGGGUGGAGGGGAAGGCUUCGGUUAGUACUCCUAUCUUCUCUCAUUUGCCCUUGUUCUUACCCAUUCCCUUAAAUUUCCUUCCGAGUAUCUUUCUUUCCUUCGCUGCAGGUGGUUUGCGCCCCGUCUUGAAAUUAUGUUGCUGA